AAUUUUAUCAUUAAGAACUUUUCAACGGGUUUUUUACAAAAAUCUCACACUCAAAAUCGGACUUUAUCAUCACCAAAUUUUCAAACUCUUUUCAGACAUUCACAUGAAUCAGGCGCUCUACCUCUCGAAUCUCUCCGUCCCGCGCAUUAUUGAUGCCGCACAAAAGGCGAAACUAUUUUGUAGCUACGAAAUGGGUAAUCGCACACUCAAUUCAGUUAAGUGGUACAAGGAUGGGCAAGAAUUUUUCAGAUAUUCACCGCUGACUCCGCCAACUACAAAUUGGUUUCCCGUCAAAGGUGUCACCAUCGCUGAUGGCUCAUCGCACUGCAAUCAAUUCAUCUGUAAUGUAGAACUGGAGAAACUGAAUGUCCAUUCGUCCGGUUCGUAUCGUUGCGAGGUAUCCGGUGAUGCGCCCGAAUUCAAAUUGAUCGAUAAAACGGCCAAUAUGACAGUGGGUGUUUUACCCAAAUUCGAUCCGUUCAUCAGCGGAAUUGUGCAUCCGUACCGAUAUGGGGAUUUUCUCGCAGUUAACUGCAGUUCAGAGUGGUCAAAUCCCGCAGCAACGCUUACAUGGUAUAUCAACAAUAAAACGGCACCCUUAAAUAGUCUGCAACCGCAAGUCAAUGAAAUCACCCGCAACACAGACGGUUUCAUGCUGUACGCCAGCUCAUUGCAGCUACGCAUACACAUCGACGAUCCACGUUUCAUAUCGAAAAGCGAAAUUCUGGAAUUGAGGUGCGUGGCAGAUAUAAUGGACAUAUCGAGCGUGCGGCGUGAAAGCAAGGUGCGUGCCACCAUCUUGGCACUACGCGAUGCAGGACACAAGCAACGCCUCUUGGGACAGGGCAACGAUGUGGAUGCGACGAGUGGACACUUUCGGUGCGGGCGGCGAGAAUUUUUGCAUCUCUACAUUUUCUGGCUAUGUUUUCUAUUGUUUGCGCAAUGGCCACUACAGCUGCACACCUGCGAUUGGAGUUAGCCACAUGCAAAGGAGAUCCGCAAACCGUGAUCGAGCAUAAUUGUAACUUAGUAAAUCAAUGGCUUUUUAAAAACUAAACAUUUGGGAAUAAAAUGCAAAAGCAUAACUAUGCAUACAAACAUACAUAUUCACACAUCAUUUAAAUUGCAUUGCCACAAAAAUGCUCAUACAUAGAAACUGAAUACUGAGGAGAAUAUGGAAACGAAAUACUCGCACAGAAUUUAGAUACACUAAGGCUUCCCGGCACCAAAAUAAAUGCAUGAAAAUAGCUACUUCUCACACACACACACAUAUUCACGAAAUAAGAGAAUCACUAUAAAUGUUGACUGAAAAAUAGGAAACUUUAAAAUAGAAAACA
Molecule: messenger RNA, 1337 nt
Organism: Anastrepha ludens (Mexican fruit fly)
Lineage: Eukaryota; Metazoa; Arthropoda; Insecta; Diptera; Tephritidae
Gene: beat-Vc
Exons: 5
Coding region: 104-979 (291 amino acids)
Source: RefSeq, a predicted model, not a curated record